UUUGAUAUGCUCGGUAGAGUCAGCUCCCUUUCCCCCUUUUGUCUUUAAGACUCGGUUUCCCUUGUUGAGAUCCUCUUGCAACGAAGCACCAUGGAGCGCACAAUCCCCCCUGUCAUUCCAAGUCUUGACAGUAGUUCUUGUCGUGCGUGUAACAUGAAGCACGGUACCCGCUCUCACCGCAGCUCGCGAUCCGACCGUCGCUGUCCUGCCGUCCUGCCCUCUUCCGGAUCAGAUGGCUUCAGCACAACCAAUCAAGCGUCGCUCACCAGCAACACAAGCCUGUCUGACACUCCCAUUGAUCCUGGCCAUAGCCUGUUCCGGUCUCAGCCUCAUUCGGCUUCACCGCGACCCCCUUCCCUGCCAUAUCGGCACCCCGUGCUUGAUGUCUCCUCGGUCGGCAUGGCGCUGGGAAUCUGGUCACAGCCAGAGCAACACCACGGGCUCUAUGCAACUCAGAGCCAGAAAGCCACCGACCAUGGAAGCCCUGACAGUGAAGACGACUCGGCGACAUCGAUGAUCGUCUCACGGCACUCUCCUGCCUCUUCCCCCCUACCCCAAUGGCCAUCAGUCUUAGAGGAAAGUAAGAAGAAAGCAAAAAAGAAGAAGCACGGGAAGCAGAAAAGGAAAAGGAACCACGAGACAGACCCAGGCACCGCCCCAGAUGCAGGCCCUAUGUACGACCGAACGCGUCUCCCUUCGACUCCGCACGUUCAGAUGGGAGGACCUCCGACGUACGAGGACCAUCAAGCCGACGAGUUCGAGUACCAGACCCCGGCGCCGACUCCCCCCACGUACGACCCAAGCGACCUCAACCAUGUCGGCGCAUCAUGGCCUCCUAUUGUCUUUCCGUACCCGAGCGACCUUCCCGACGCCGAUUUCAAGGAUAUCGUCGACUAAGUGGGAACCCAAACCCAUCCGACGCCGACCAUGACACGACUACCAUGCGAGCCAUGAACGCCCGGCAAAGAGGGCCAGGGGGCUGGCAGGCAAACGGUACAUGCGCAAGCUGAUGUCGACGAGAUCGUGAGCGAGCGUCCUCCCCUGUAUGCGCUUUGCAUUGCAUAAGAAAUCAACAGAGGCGGCAAGGGGGAUAUAACGUGGUGAAGAAACACGGCAAAAGUGACGUGACCAUAUAGAAGAGGAAGGG
Molecule: messenger RNA, 1147 nt
Organism: Chaetomium strumarium
Lineage: Eukaryota; Fungi; Ascomycota; Sordariomycetes; Sordariales; Chaetomiaceae
Exons: 2
Coding region: 91-897 (268 amino acids)
Source: RefSeq, a predicted model, not a curated record